Messenger RNA from Magnusiomyces paraingens, 3369 nucleotides. RefSeq lists its product as uncharacterized. The coding region runs from base 1 to 3369 and encodes 1122 amino acids. The record is from RefSeq and is a predicted model, not a curated record. The transcript has a single exon. NCBI's taxonomy places the organism in Eukaryota, Fungi, Ascomycota, Dipodascomycetes, Dipodascales, Dipodascaceae.
AUGAACACUUCAAAAUGCCAGUCGUCUUUCCCUGUGUGGUCUGGAGACUAUUGUGAUUUGCCGCUUUACUUUGUUUUGGUACGGAAACACUCCCCAGAUCAACUCACUAGUCUACCUACCCCAGCUCAAUCUUCUACCUCACUUUCAAGGCGAUCUUCUCUUGUUGCACAAAACCUUUUUCGCAAGAAAAAGUCAAUAAACAACUUCAAUGGGCACUCAAACUUAUCCUCACCUUCCAGUUCUUUAAAGAAUGGUGAGACAGCUAAUAGUCAAGAACUAGCCGUUUACAUUUACCAACUCAUUUUGGCAUUGCCCAAUGCGUACCGCGAUCAGUUCAAUGCCCCAUUCCCUCAAAAUAUCGAAGAGUAUAUGGAUUCUCUGUUGAGGGUGCUUCCUAAAGAGUGGCCUGAGCUGGCAAGCUCUGCUGCAUUAAACAGAAUGACGGCUCUCCGUUAUCCUUCUUUUGCCUCUUUCCAACACUUUUUGUGGGAGUUUCGCCGUUUAAAGCUAGUGGCUCAAUGCAGCGACCGUAAGGCUUUUUUGAUUUUUCUUGCAAUCAUCCCCACAGACCUCCGAAUAGCCAUAUCUAGAAGUGGCAUCAACCAAUAUUCCCAGCUUAUCCGUGUAGAAGAAUAUGACACUCCCUCAACAAAGGUUCUUAUCUCUGAUCCCAGAAAUAGAAAGUCUUUACGGCUCGAUUUGCACAAGGACCGACUACUCUUUGCCCUCCACAUUCCUUCACGGUUGUUUAACAAGAUUAUUAAAUCUAAGCAUAAACUCAUCGACUCUAUUGCAAUGUCUUGGGCAAAUUUGUCUUUGGAAAAAGAUGGCACAACCGGUUCUCCCGCAAUAAUAUCAAAGUACAACCCUCGAAUUAGUCAGAUUCUUUAUGAAUCGGAAAACGGAACCAUUAAGUCAGAAAAUACUGGUCAACAACUUUCCAAAAAAUCACCAUCAUAUGUUCACAUUACUUCUAGCUCCAAAUCUAUGCCUCUUUUUGUGCGGGCCGUUACGGAGAAACAAAAAAGCACCGGAAACACAUCUGGAAAUACAUCUGAGGUGGUAAUAUGCGACAAUAUUAUUUUUUACAAUGGAAAGAUUCAUUUAAACCAAGGUUUAAUAACAAGUAUUAUUAAACACUGGUACCACUGUUUCACUUCUAGUAUUCAGCAGGCUGACAUUCAAAUCUUUGAUUUGCUAGUCGGAAACAGCUUUAGUUACAAGCCGUUUUUCGAUUUUUCAAAUAUCAUAAAAGCUAAGCCCGAUCGCAAUUCCAAAAUCCGCGAUACCAGCAAAACACCAUUCGUUUCAAGCAAUGAAAUCAAUAAAACUCAACAACAGCAAACCAUACGUAAGGAAUCUGGUGGGAAAAACACUCAGGCAAAUAAUGCGUCCUUUUCUCAAACUACAGGAUCUGUGGUUGAAGAAGAGGGCGGAGACGAGAGUUCGGGGUAUUACCGACCAUGGCAAGUUGUGAAGAUGUCAUACGUUAGUGGAGCAACCUUGUCUGAGUUUUCCAAACCUCUUCCGGAUAUGUUUCAUUUUCAGAGCAAUAACAACAGCAACAGCAGAAAUACUAGUCGAAGUAACAGCGGCCGAAGCCAAGACAGUCACAAAAACUUUAGUUUGGGCAACAAGAAAAACAGCGGAGGGAUCUCGAGGGCUGGAACUGGAUCCUCCCAACACACGUCCCACAGUAAUGGUGGUACCAAUGAGAAACAAUCUGCGAGAGUAGGAGUUCGUCGUGCUGAUUCACACAUUUCAACAUCUUCAGAAGCGUCCUCUUAUUAUCCUUCAUUGUUUUCAGAAACAGCAAGCUCAGGGACUGUUUCUUCAACACACUCGUCGUCAUCUUCCAUUGAAGAAGAGGACGACGAAGAAGAGGAAGAAGUACCGCCUCCCAAGGAUAUUAUCAUAAUCACCUGCUGUGAGACACUUGAAGUAUUUUUUGGAGUCAUUGACCCAUCCGACCCACCAGCAGCCAUUAUUCAAACUGUGCUUAUUCCAUUUGCCCACCAGUAUGGGUAUCCUCUCGCAGUGCUUACUGACAGAUCUGCGCCAGCACGAUUUUUCACUUCGCAAUUGUUUCAAAAGUUUUGGAAAGCCCAUGGCUCGGCAUGUUUUCAUCUAUCCACCCAGGACCAAGAAGGCACAAGCAUUGCAGAAAUUCAUAUUUCUUUUAUCAAAACAUACCUGGCUUGCUUUGCACAUGAGCUUCAAAUACAAAAGUCCAAAGUUUUAAUUCCUGGCGCAUUGGCCAGAAACACAAGUCGGAGCGGUAGAACUAGCACCCAUCUCAUAGGACAGCAAAACAACAAUAGCAAUAGCAAGAGCAGCAAGAGUAACAAAAAGACCAAUAUCGUCGAUGUUAGCCUGUAUCGUAAACGACUGAUGGCUAUAAUAAAUGAUUUGGUUUCUUAUUAUGACACAAGUAUUGAUGUCGCUUCUCCAACAAAUGGGUUUGCACAAUAUAUCCGAGCUUGUGCGGCGGCAGCAGCAGCCAGAAACGGGUAUCCAGAAAACAUUGUUGGGUAUUACACUGGGGAAAUUGGAGAUGAGGAAAAUAUGGGCAGACUUUCAGACAGCGACGAUGACUGGGACUCGGAUGACAGCAGUAAUAAUGGCACAGAAUUUUUUGGGUCUGUAAAAAAUAACGGUGGAAGUACCAACAACAACAAUAACAAAAGCAACAAUACUAGCGAGAAUAAUAUUUUUUACACAACACUGAGCACGGCGCUUAAGACGUUCACCAACGUCUCGCAAAUGUAUUCGACUAAGUGCAUGCCUGCAUUUGAGCACCAGGUUUCACAAGAAAACCUUGUUGACUGGCCAAUUGCUGUGCCCUGGAAACUAGCACCUACAACAGAUGACAGCAAAAAAGCUGGUGCAGAGAGUACAGAAGCAGACGGUUUGGGUAGACAGCGAUUGCCGACUUACUAUCACAAAGACCCUAACCAAGCCCCAACGUUAAACAGUGCCCAGAUUUAUGAAGAAUAUAAGCGGCCUCUUAUGGCAAACGGAUUACCUAGGGAAUCAAUUUUCCGCAGGAACACUACCACGGCUGCUGUUGGCAGCAACAGAACCCAUAAGCGCCCACUCGCCCAGAAACCAUUGAGAAACCAUGUGGUGAUUCAUGGCAAGAUUAUGCCUAUUGACUCUAUUCUUGGGUACUGCGAAUAUUUGAGUAUCCCGUGCUUUUUGAUUCAAACAAAUUGGGGACUUUCUUGGGUAACAGGAUUUCAGCUCUCCGAGUGCUCAAAUGAUUUGCAAGGCUCCAUCAAGUCUAUUUACAAGAUUCGUGACCAGCCUGUUCCAGAAGCACUCAAGUUUUUGACUAACCAGGAAGCAUACACCACUCAAUUUUUUUAA